Molecule: messenger RNA, 495 nt
Organism: Morus notabilis
Lineage: Eukaryota; Viridiplantae; Streptophyta; Magnoliopsida; Rosales; Moraceae
Product: WAT1-related protein At3g30340-like
Exons: 3
Coding region: 1-495 (164 amino acids)
Cellular component (GO): plasma membrane
Molecular function (GO): transmembrane transporter activity
Source: RefSeq, a predicted model, not a curated record
AUGGCUUUGGCGAGCUGGUUAGUUUUGACUGCCGUGUUGCUGGCACAAGUAUUCACAGCAAUACUGUACAUACUAUCCAGAGUGAUUAUGAAGGACAUAACCUUCAUUUUCGCACUAAGCACUUAUCGAAAUGCAGUUUUUGCUCUAUCAAUUACCUCUCUUGCCUACUACUUUGAGAAAUCUGGUGAAAAGAAAUUUGGUUGUGCAAUUUGGUUCUUGCUUUUUGCUAGUGCUGCAACCGUAACAAAGAAACUAGGCCUGCGAACCAAACAACGAAAAAUAAAGACUUUUGGAGUGUUACUGUCGCUUGUUGGAGCACUUGUUGCAUCCUUGUACAAGGGAAAAGAAUUGUAUAUUGUUUACCACAACCAACACAGGGACUCUCAGACGGCCACCAACCAGAACUCCCACACCCACUGGACGUGCGGCACAAUCUUGAUCAUUGCAUCAUGCUUGUCACGUGCAUUAUGGUUCAUAGUGCAGGGACGUGGCUAG